AUGGCUCUGCUGGGCUCCGGGGCGGCGGCCCAGGGCUGCUCGGCGGGCGGCAGCGGCCCGUCCUGCCCGCUCUGGACCGCGCUGUACGACUACGAGGCGAACGGGGAGGACGAGCUGAGCUUGCGGCGGGGCGACGUGGUCGAAGUGCUGUCCAAGGAUGCGGCCGUCUCGGGGGACGAUGGCUGGUGGGCGGGCAAAAUCCGCCACCGCCUCGGCAUCUUCCCGGCCAACUACGUGACUUACCAGCCGGGCCGGUACCCGCGCCAGCAGGAGCAGGACGGGCGCCUGGCCCCGAGCCCAGCUCCGCAGGACUGGAGGGCCGGAGGUGGGGGAGACCAGCCCGGCUCCCUAGCCCAGAUCGACUUCCAGCAUCUGGAGCUGCAGGAGAUCAUCGGCGUGGGGGGCUUCGGCAAAGUGUAUCGGGCCACCUGGCGGGGCCAGGAAGUGGCAGUGAAAGCGGCCCGGCAGGACCCCGAUGAAGACAUCAUGGCCACAGCUGAGAGCGUGCGGCAGGAGGCCAAGCUCUUCUCUAUGCUGAAGCAUCCCAACAUCAUCGAGCUGCACGGAGUCUGCCUGCGGGAGCCCAACCUCUGCCUGGUGAUGGAGUUUGCGAGGGGAGGCUCCCUCAAUAGAGCCCUGGCAGGGGCAGCUACCACCUGCGGGGGGAGCCGUUGGGGCCGCCGCGUACCCCCGCACAUCCUGGUGAAUUGGGCAGUGCAGAUAGCCCGCGGGAUGCUCUACCUACACGAGGAAGCCAUCGUCCCCAUCCUACACCGAGACCUCAAAUCGAGCAACAUUUUGUUACUUCAGAAGAUAGAACAUGAUGACAUUUGUAAUAAAACUUUGAAGAUUACAGACUUUGGCCUGGCUAGGGAAUGGCAUAGAACAACCAAAAUGAGUGCAGCAGGUACCUAUGCAUGGAUGGCACCUGAAGUUAUAAAGUCAUCUGUGUUUUCUAAAGGAAGUGAUAUCUGGAGUUACGGAGUGUUGCUGUGGGAACUGCUUACAGGAGAAGUUCCUUACCGUGGCAUUGAUGGUCUUGCUGUGGCUUACGGAGUAGCUGUCAAUAAGCUUACUUUGCCCAUUCCAUCCACCUGUCCUGAACCAUUUGCUAAACUAAUGAAAGAAUGCUGGGAGCAGGAUCCUCAUAUCCGACCAUCGUUUACCUUAAUUCUUGAACAGCUUACUGCCAUUGAGGAGGCAGUUAUGACUGAGAUGCCUCAAGAAUCUUUCCACUCCAUGCAAGAUGACUGGAAACUGGAAAUUCAGCAGAUAUUCAGUGAACUAAGGACAAAGGAAAAAGAACUACGUUCACGUGAAGAAGAGCUGACAAGGGCUGCUCUUCAGCAAAAAUCUCAGGAAGAAUUACUAAAGCGGCGUGAGCAGCAGUUAGCGGAACGCGAGAUUGAUGUACUGGAGCGUGAGCUGAAUAUUUUGAUAUUCCAGUUAAAUCAAGAGAAGCCCAAUGUGAAGAAGAGGAAGGGAAAGUUUAAAAGGAGCCGGUUAAAACUUAAAGAUGGACAUAGAAUUAGUUUGCCUUCAGAUUUCCAGCACAAAAUAACAGUGCAAGCUUCCCCUAAUUUGGAUAAACGAAGAAGCUUAAACAGUAACAGCUCCAGUCCGCCAAAUAGCCCCACAAUAAUUCCUCGUCUUCGAGCUAUACAGCUGAUUUCCAAAGCAGACACAAAUACAACUAAUGGCCGAAGAAACAGUGUAUAUGUGUACCAGCAAGAUGUAGAUAUCACAAGUGAAUAUGAACUUUCCAGUGGGGUUAUGAAAAAAGGCAAGAUACAAAUAAAUUGUAAAGGGUGUUGGUUGUAUUAACUCUGUAGCUGAACUUGUAUUAAGUGACAGACUGAGCACUUAAACAGAAAAUAUCUAUUAUAAAAUAUUUGUUUUGGGUUAAUGAAAAACAAAAUCACAGUAAUUGGUCAUAACUGAGAUAUUCUAAUUC
This is a messenger RNA of Chelonoidis abingdonii (Abingdon island giant tortoise), 1954 nucleotides long. NCBI's taxonomy places the organism in Eukaryota, Metazoa, Chordata, Testudines, Testudinidae. The record is from RefSeq and is a predicted model, not a curated record.